AUGUAUUUCCAGGGUGUCUUGACCAUAAUAAAUUUACUUACCUUCUUAAUAGGAACAAAAAUGACUCCUGCAAAAUUAGCCAUGGGAAUUUUCCUCUUCUCCCAGAUUACAGUAGGCAUGCUUGGCAAUUCCUCAAUACUGUUUUAUCAUGUCAUUUUGAUAUUCACUGGAAAACAUUUAAUGCCCAAAGACCUGAUCAUAGGGCACUUGACUUUUGCCAACUGCUUGUCUAUCAUCUCAAGAGGAAUUCCACAGACAAUGUCAGAUUUUGGAUUUAAGUAUUUCCUAGAUGACAUUGGAUGUAAAUUUAUAAUGUACAUUUACCGAAUAACAAGGGGGGUGUCCCUGUAUGUCAUGUGCCUCUUGAGUUGUUUCCAAGCUAUUACAAUCAGCCCCAACAACUCCAGGUGGAUGAGGCUUAAACACAGAGCCACCAAGUUCAUCAGUCCCUCCUGCUCACUCAGCUGGCUUGUGCACCUACUUCUAAACAUCUCGACACCAGCAAAAGUGUCAGGCCCCAUUUUCAUCAACAAUGCAACUAGCAGGAUAAGUUAUGGAUACUGCUCAUGGUUUGCUUCUGGUAACGUGGCAACGGCAUUGUAUUUGUUCUUACUGUGCUUCACGGAUGGUCUGUGUCUGGGUCUCAUGGCCUGCUCAAGUGUCUCCAUGGUGACAAUCCUCUACAGACACAAGAGACAAGUCAAGCAUAUCCAUAGUGCUCAACACUGUCUAAAAGUUUCACCUGAGGACAGAGCUGCCCAAACUAUCCUCACCCUGGUGUGCAUAUUUGUCAUCUCUUACUCAUUCUCUUCCAUUAUGGUCAUCUUUAUGAACUACUCCAAAGGUCAAAUGCUGUGGGGCAUAAGUGUAUUUCUAUUUGUAGAAAUAUGCUUUCCCAUAUUUUACCCUGUUGUUCUCAUGUGCAAUAUUAAAUAUAUUUCCAGCCUGUCUUUAACCUGCUGUGGUAAGAGGUAG
This is a messenger RNA of Cricetulus griseus (Chinese hamster), 975 nucleotides long. The record is from RefSeq and is a predicted model, not a curated record. NCBI's taxonomy places the organism in Eukaryota, Metazoa, Chordata, Mammalia, Rodentia, Cricetidae.